AUGCGACCCUCUGCCGUGCGUCUGCUCAACAUUUUGGUGCCUAUCAAGAGGACGGUAGACUAUGCUGUGAAGAUCCGGGUGAACCCUGACCAGAAGGGCAUUGACCUCAAUGUCAAGCAUUCUAUGAACCCGUUUGACGAGAUUGCGGUGGAAGAGGCCGUACGGCUACGAGAGCGCCUCAAGGAUGCUGUCAAGUCCAUCAAAGUUGUAACCAUUGGCCCACCCAAGUCUGCCGAGACACUCCGAACCGCGCUCGCCAUGGGUGCGGACUCGGGUAUACACGUUGAAUUACCAGAAUCUGCCCCGGCACCAGAACCUCUUGGAGUUGCGAAGGCGCUGCGGGCGCUCAUUCAACGUCAGAAGGAGGGCAUUGACUUGGUCAUAAUGGGCAAGCAAGCCAUUGACGACGAUGCGGGUCAAACAGGCCAGAUGCUCGCAGGAUUAAUGGAUUGGCCACAGGCGACAUUUGCGAGCAAGGUUGCCAUUGACGUCGAGAAGAAGGAGGCCAGCGUCACAAGAGAGAUUGACGGUGGGCUGGAAGAGUUACGAUGUCGCUUGCCAUUGGUUGUAACGACUGAUCUUCGACUGAACGAGCCGCGAUAUGCAUCGCUGCCGAAUAUCAUGAAGGCUAAGAAAAAGCCGAUUGAGAAACUCACGCCUGCAGAUCUGGAGGUGGAUCUGACACCUCGUAUCGAGACGUUGAAGGUUACAGAACCUCCUAAGCGACAGGGUGGUGGAAAGGUCGCAAACGUGGAUGAGUUGAUUGCCAAGCUCAAGGAGGCAGGAAUCACUGCUGUAUCUUCAUGA
Fibroporia radiculosa is the source of this 807-nucleotide messenger RNA. RefSeq lists its product as uncharacterized. Bases 1 to 807 code for a protein of 268 amino acids. The transcript is spliced from 7 exons. Gene Ontology annotation, molecular function: electron transfer activity. The record is from RefSeq and is a predicted model, not a curated record. Lineage: Eukaryota; Fungi; Basidiomycota; Agaricomycetes; Polyporales; Fibroporiaceae. Gene Ontology annotation, cellular component: cytosol.